Pistacia vera is the source of this 858-nucleotide messenger RNA. RefSeq names its product cyanate hydratase-like. The coding region runs from base 76 to 570 and encodes 164 amino acids. The record is from RefSeq and is a predicted model, not a curated record. The transcript has 4 exons. NCBI's taxonomy places the organism in Eukaryota, Viridiplantae, Streptophyta, Magnoliopsida, Sapindales, Anacardiaceae. Gene Ontology annotation, molecular function: DNA binding; cyanate hydratase activity.
CUCCUUCUUCGUCUCCUAUCUUUCUACUUGAAAGUAUCGGCAGCCGCACCACUUUGAGAAAGAAUCUGUUUCGAAAUGGAAGGAGAAACGAGCAAGUCGAGCAUAACAAAAAGCCUUCUAGCCGUGAAGCAGCAAUCGGGGAAGUCUUACAGUCAGAUAGCAGAAGAAACAGGGCUGACCAACGUCUAUGUGGCCCAGCUCUUCAGACGCCAAGCUCAACUCAACCCCGACACAUCCUCUAAGCUACAGGCGGCCGUGCCCAACAUCCCUGUCGAGCUUCUCCAUGAGAUGAUGAAACCCCCCAUGAGGUCCUACGACCCCAACUUGAUCCAGGAGCCCGCCGUUUACAGAUUAAAUGAAGCGGUGAUGCAUUUUGGAGAGAGUAUUAAGGAAAUUAUCAAUGAGGAGUUUGGUGAUGGGAUUAUGUCAGCAAUAGAUUUCUACUGCUCCGUUGACAAAGUUAAGGGUGUGGACGGGAAAGAUCGCGUAGUGGUCACAUUUGAUGGAAAAUAUUUGCCUUAUUCUGAGCAGAAGUCGGAGCACAUGGUUUCAAGACUACAACGGCAGUGAAGUUGAUGAAUACAGAAUAAUCAUGCCGGUGCUUUGUUUGAACAAUAUGAAGUAAUUUUCUCCAUUUCUUGAAUUGGCGAACGGAACAUAGCAAGACAAAUCUGUACCAUAGCCAUUAUAUAGUUGUUUGUGCACUCAUAAAUCCUUACAAAGAUCUUUUUAUGAAUCUAUGAUUUGUAAACAGUUCUUGAUGAAUCCAUGGCGGAGAUAACUCCCACUUAUGUUAUUGUUGUGGACUCAUAAAUCUUUACAAAGAUAUGCUUUUAUGAAUCUGAUCUUUUACACACA